UUCUUACUCUUUGGAUUUGACCCACAAUUUGUUGCGUUAAUCAAGUUAUGCUUUAGUCUAGAGAUUACUGACAGUAAUUUACUGUUAUCAUUUUCUUUUCAAUGAUAUCUAAUUAGUUGUAGGAAAAUCUUAACCAUAAUUAGAAAUGUGGUUCAUGGCCAUUCUCAGUUGGCUCGCCAUAAUUGUCCAAGUCUCUUUCAUCAUCAUGUCUUUAGCCGCUGGUCUUUACUAUUUAACUGAACUGGUUGAGGAAUAUACUGUGAUAGCCUCAAAGGUGAUACGUGUUAUAAUAUUUAUUACUAUAGCUAUUUAUUUGUGCCUUAUUAUAUUUGAAAACUUACCUUUGGGUUUACUUUUAUCGGGGAUCAUCAGCCAACUAGUUCAUCUUUGUAUACUCAAAAAUUUUCCUUUCUUCACCUUUACAUCAGUUCCUUUCAUCUCUGGAAUUAUUUUACUAUUUGUUAAUCACUAUUUAGCAUUUACUUUCUUUGCCGAUGGGAUUUAUCCAUUAUCACAGGUCUUAGGAUUUUUCACUCUCUGCCUUUGGAUUGUUCCAUUCGCCUUUUUCAUCUCACUUUCAGCAAAUGACAACAUUUUACCGACUCUUGCCGAAACUCGGCCUCUGGUUUCAGAUGAUUCUGAUGUAGUUUCUCACUAUUUUUCACGGAAAACCAAAAAAUAUGGACUCUAUUCAUUUUUCAACUAUUGUAAAGACAAUUUCCUUGGAUCUCGAGUCAAGAAAUCGUUUUAAAUUAAUCGAUCAAUCUUUUGAUUAUGCUAAUAAAUGAUCUUUUGUGAUGCAACGAAAAACCUAAUAAAUAACAAUUAAAGAAAAAGUUCAAACAAUUGAAA
Panonychus citri (citrus red mite) is the source of this 852-nucleotide messenger RNA. RefSeq names its product protein TEX261-like. Lineage: Eukaryota; Metazoa; Arthropoda; Arachnida; Trombidiformes; Tetranychidae. The record is from RefSeq and is a predicted model, not a curated record. Gene Ontology annotation, molecular function: COPII receptor activity. Gene Ontology annotation, biological process: endoplasmic reticulum to Golgi vesicle-mediated transport. The transcript has 6 exons. Gene Ontology annotation, cellular component: COPII-coated ER to Golgi transport vesicle; endoplasmic reticulum membrane; Golgi membrane. The coding region runs from base 146 to 751 and encodes 201 amino acids.